CUUUGUAUAGGGAGAAGAGUGUCGCUCAGUUCAGGGGAAGAUGAGGUUUCGAUUCUGUGGAGAUUUGGACUGUCCUGACUGGGUCUUGGCAGAAAUUAGCACUUUGGCUAAAAUAUCUUCGGUGAAACUCAAGCUGAUCUGUGCCCAGGUUCUGAAAGAUGUGCUCGGAGAGGGCAUUGAUUAUGACAAAAUCCUGAAGUUAACAUCAGAUGCCAAGUUUGAAAUUGGAGACGUGAAAGCCACUGUGGCUGUUCUCAACUUUAUUCUCUCAAGUGCCGCCAAAUAUAACGUGGACUCCGAGUCUCUCUCUAGCGAACUUCAACAGCUGGGGCUGCCCAAAGAGCACGCCGCAGGAUUGUGCCGGUCCUACGAAGAGAAACAGAGCUCUCUCCAGGAUAGCCUGAGGAAGUGCAGCCUGAGAUUGAGUUGCCUGGAUUCUGUUUCGUGGAGAGUGGAUUAUACGCUUAGUUCCAGCGAGCUACGGCAGGUCAACGAAUCUGUCGUUCACCUCAAGCUGAACGUGAAAGAUGUCGACCGGAAGGUGACAGAGCCCGUGGCAAUGACGUUGUCGGCUGAAAAGUUUCGCGUCUUACUUGCUGAACUAAAACAGGCUCAAGCCAUCAUGAAAAGCCUCGACUAAGGAACCCCGGAUACUAUCAGGUCUAGUCAGAAAAAGCUUCAUUUUGACCACAGACCAAAAUGUCUCCACUGGAUAGUGAUCUCCCAGCCUAUGAGAUACAAGCAAAGCAGCCAGAUGGGCUUAAUGUCCAUUUCCUAAUAGGCCAGACCAGCAAAACCAGUGUGUGUGUGUGUGGUGUGUGUGUGUGUGUCCGGAGUGUGGUAGUAUAGGGACAUCUCGGUCACAAACGUCCAACCCCUGCCUUAGGAGAAGUCUAUCUGUUUUUAUGUUUUUUCAUUUGAGUAUCAGUUGUCAAGGAAAACGUAGCACAGGUUUUGCUCUUGUGGCUCUGCCUUAGAAAUAUGCAAAUGCUGCCUUGGUUUU
Messenger RNA from Protobothrops mucrosquamatus (brown spotted pit viper), 1003 nucleotides. It is a transcript of the gene COMMD4, whose product is annotated as COMM domain containing 4. Bases 41 to 640 code for a protein of 199 amino acids. The record is from RefSeq and is a predicted model, not a curated record. Lineage: Eukaryota; Metazoa; Chordata; Lepidosauria; Squamata; Viperidae. The transcript is spliced from 8 exons.